UUACUUCACGAAUAAAAUUUGCGAACGCACCGCAUUUUGAAGAGAAGACGAUACACCGCAAAGUGCCUAACUUAACCUAUAAAAAUGACAGAAUUAUAAAAAACAACACAACAAUUGAAAGUAGUGUGUACUAAUAUAAUUAGUAACAGUUAAAAAUGGCACGAAACGCAGAGAAGGCUAUGACAACACUUGCUCGUUGGAGAGCAGCUCAAAAUAACGAAGGUGCAAAGAAAGAACAGGAGCGUAGGCCAUACCUAGCAUCAGAAUGCAGAGAUUUACGUAAGGCAGAAAAAUGGAGAAUGCAAAUAAUUCGGGAAAUUGCAAAGAAAGUUGCGCAAAUUCAAAAUGCUGGGCUUGGUGAAUUUCGCAUUCGUGAUUUAAAUGAUGAGAUCAACAAAUUGCUUAGAGAAAAACGACAUUGGGAAGCACAAAUAAAAGAGCUUGGUGGACCUGAUUAUUCUAGAGUAGGGCCUCGCAUGUUAGAUCAUGAAGGACGCGAGGUUCCUGGUAAUCGAGGAUAUAAAUACUUUGGAGCUGCCAAAGAACUACCAGGUGUUAGGGAAUUAUUUGAGCAAGAACCACCACCACCCCCUCGAAAAACUCGCGCAGAAUUAAUGAAGGACAUUGAUGCAGAUUAUUAUGGUUACAUGGAUGAUGAUGAUGGUAUUCUAGUACCACUGGAACAAAAAGCCGAACAAGAAGCGAGAGAAAAAUACAUCAAGGAAUGGAUAUCCCGUGAAAAGGAACCAGAAGCCAAUGUUGAAACAACAUCGCAAAAAUCAAUUCCUUCUCAGCAAGAUAUUCAGGAAGCUCUAUUGAUUAGAAAAAAGAAAGAGUUAUUGGAGAAAUAUGGACUGGACGAAAGUUUGACCUGAAAUGUGUUGUGAAAAAAGUCCUGAUUGCGAUAAUAACUAUUCUGACCGGUUUUACCCGCUGAUCUGGAGGGGGAUCCUCUAACAACUGUUUGGUCUAAAUCCACCUUUCACAUGUCUUCAAUGUGUGCAUAUGUAUGUAUAUGUUUAUGUAUGCACUUUUGUUAAUAUUAAAUUGUUAAUAUUAAAUUAUACAAUCUAAGAAUUGUACUAUCAGAUAAAAGAAUCCAUGCAGUUUUCAAUAGGAGAAAUAAAGAAUUAAUUAAAUUUAUAAUUUUUAU
Messenger RNA from Camponotus floridanus (Florida carpenter ant), 1153 nucleotides. Its product is annotated as pre-mRNA-splicing factor ISY1 homolog. Bases 156 to 875 code for a protein of 239 amino acids. NCBI's taxonomy places the organism in Eukaryota, Metazoa, Arthropoda, Insecta, Hymenoptera, Formicidae. Gene Ontology annotation, biological process: generation of catalytic spliceosome for second transesterification step; mRNA 3'-splice site recognition. The record is from RefSeq and is a predicted model, not a curated record. The transcript has 5 exons. Gene Ontology annotation, cellular component: post-mRNA release spliceosomal complex; post-spliceosomal complex; catalytic step 2 spliceosome.